Messenger RNA from Leptomonas pyrrhocoris, 4856 nucleotides. RefSeq names its product puromycin-sensitive aminopeptidase-like proteinmetallo-peptidase Clan MA(E) Family M1. Gene Ontology annotation, cellular component: cytoplasm. NCBI's taxonomy places the organism in Eukaryota, Euglenozoa, Kinetoplastea, Trypanosomatida, Trypanosomatidae. The record is from RefSeq and is a predicted model, not a curated record. Gene Ontology annotation, biological process: proteolysis; peptide catabolic process. Bases 696 to 4856 code for a protein of 1386 amino acids. The transcript has a single exon. Gene Ontology annotation, molecular function: zinc ion binding; metalloaminopeptidase activity; peptide binding.
GGUGACCGGCGUGUGAUCCUCAACGGUGCCUCAUCUGCAGCACUUAAAAGAGAAGAUACACUUUCUAUUUAUCGACUUCCCGGCGAGCGCCCUUCAUUGACGAAGAUCGCCGGAGCUGCCGCCCACCGCAGUACCAAAGAACCACCCGCUACGGGGCUGCCCCUCAUUUUUGUUCUGUACAUCUCCAAAAGCCUUUCAUUUCUAAGUUGUUUAAUCCGCCUUUUUUUUUUUGCUGGUUUGGAGCAUCCGCGCCCGCAGGCCCUCGUUGUCUUCCUUUUCCCUUCCUGGCUGCUGUGCGCGCCGCAUUGGAGUGCUGUUCCAACACUGUUGUGUCGUGUCGUUGCGCGUGAGACCCGCGAGAGCGCGAAUAUCGGUUGAGGUUGCGCCUGUCAGGCGAAAAGUGACGUCCAUAGCGUCGCUCUGCUCAUCUCCUCCGUACCACCGCCGAAGGAAGCAUCUUCCAUCGCCCACGCCGCGGCCUUGUGUUUGCGCUUCGAGUUCUACCGUUCGUUUCGUGCCGCACGCAGCCGCGCACCGCCCCGCCUGCCACCGCCACCACCACCAACAGCGAUAGCAGCAGUGGACGCUAUUAUCUUUAUAUACAUCUACUUCUUUCUAUACACCGACCGUAGCACUGCUCUUGCUUUUCUUUCCGUUCGUUGUGCGACCGUCACAGCUGAGGUAAAACGCAGGUCAUGGCCCACAGCAACGCGCAGGCAUCUCUCGCGGAAGCCGUGUCCGCGUGGGACGCGAUGGGGUCGCCCACCUUCCGUCUCCCCCCGCACGUUGUGCCGCAGCACUACGCCAUCGAGUUUCAGCCGAACACCACACUGAGCACGUUUGUCGGUGCGGCGUACAUCACGCUGCGGGUGGCAGUGGCGCCAGCGGCCCCUCUCACACAUCUCGUGUUACACACACUGGACCUCACGCUGGAGAAGGUAUCGAUACGCGUCUUUGUGCCGACCGAGGCGCGGACGCUGCUGUCCGGAUCCGGUCUGCAUCCCAGCCAGCAUCGCACAGCUGUCGCCCCACAGAAGAGGCUUUAUGGCGACGGCGAGGGGGGCUGCAUCCCCUGCGCGAGCCUUCGCCGCUCCGCGGUGUCAGAGACGACGCAGCUGCUGUUUGACGCCCCCCUGCCCAGCGCCGUUGGGGACCUCUUUGUCCUCCUGAUCGAACGCUUUAACGGCCGCAUCCGCGUCAGCCCUUAUAUGACGGGGUUGUACCACUCCAGUCCCACCGAUCCGACCGUGAUCAGCACUCACUUGGAGCCGACCGACGCACGCCGUUUGUUUCCUUGCUUUGAUGAGCCGGCCAUCCAGGCCACCUUUCAGCUGUCUGUCGUCACAGACGCAGCGUCCACCGUCAUCUCGAAUACGGAGGUCGAGGCGGAUAUUCCGCUGUCGGUGCUGCCCUACUGCGGUAAGGUGGCCCGCAGCAUCAACAGCAACGCCGAGGAGGAAGACGCAAAGAACGGGAAAGCCGCUGCGAGCUCUAUCGCCGGUCUUCUCUCGGAGGAGCAGGCGCCGGCGAACGCAUCGUUCUCUUCUGUCGGCUCAACUUCUGCGGCUGCGGCGACCAUGCCGUGGCACUGUGUGCGGUUCGAACCGACGCCCCCCCUGCACACCUGCGUCAUUGGCUUCCACGUCGGUCGGUACACCAUCCUCGAGCAGCGCACGCGGCUUUCUCGUGUGCUGUGUCGCGUGGUGCUGCCCCACACGGAGCAGAGCAGCAGCGGUUGGUUCGCGCUGGACCUCGCCACCAAGGCGCUGGACUUCUUUGAAGAGUUCUUCAACGUGCCGCUGCCGCUGAAGAAGCUCGACGUGGUGGCCGUGGAGAAGUUCGCCGUGCUCGGGAUGGAGAACUGGGGGCUGAUCAACCUACACAAGGACUACCUGAUCGUGACCGGCAGCACCCCGCUGGAGCGCCGUCAGCGCAUUACGCGCCUGAUUGGACACGAGACGUGCCAUCAGUGGUUCGGCAACUGGAUCACCAUCGAGUGGUGGAACUGUCUGUGGCUGAAGGAGGGCAUGUGCCGCUAUUUGGAGUACUUCUUCGUCAAUGCCAUCUUUCCCAGCUGGGGGCUGUGGAACGAAUUUCAGGCCAUGAUCAUGAACGACGCGCUACAGGCGGACGCCGACCCCUUAAAGACGCACCCCGUGGACAGCUGCAACGCUGCUCCGCGGCACAUCUUCGGCUCCUUCGACCUGAUCAGCUACGGCAAGGGUGCGUGCGUGCUGCGGAUGAUGGUCAGCAUCAUCGGCACGGAGUGGCUGAGGCGGGCAACACACCUGCUAAUGAUUCGCUUCGCGAACAGGUCGUUUAACGCGAACGACCUCGGUGACUGCAUCGUGGCGACGGCUGACGAGCACAGCAGCAAGGAGGCACAGGAGCAGCAUGCCAAAGGGAUCAGCUACGCACUGAAGAUGGUGGAGGCGGUGAGCCAUCCGUACUUGUACAUCCAGCAGAUACCCAACGAGGGCUACAACAUCACGCAGUACGUGCCCCCGAGCAAGCAGCACGGCCUCCUCGUCGAGUACUGGCAGAGCCAGCGCCAUAAGCUCGGCUCACCAGCGAUUGACCUUUUCUCAGUCCCGUCGCACGUGUCAUUCCAAUGGCGGCCUGAGGAGACGCUGACGCGCGUGUCGAAGCCGUUUGCCCUUCCGCUGCGAUCGGCCGGCUGGCACCGCGGCGGCCACGGCAGCGUGCGUCUCAUCUUCGUCGAGGACGCAGAGCACUUCGUGCCGCUCCUCGCCACCGCCACCGCGGCUGCUCCUGUUUCCUCCUUCUACUCCCCUGCCUCGAAAACCGGCGGCCACGCCGGCCCCAGCGCGUUUUUCGCCUCUCCUACGCUCAGCAAGUCCGGCGAGCAGGAGGCGUCCACCUCGCCGCGGUCCCCCACCUCCCCCUUCCACCGUGUGUUCUACUUCAACCACGGUGGCUGUGGCUUUUACCACUGCGACUACGACAUGGCAACGUGGCGGCAACUCUUCGAGUUCGUGGCCGCCUUCUCCGAUGACGAGCGGAUGGCCAUCACGCUCCACUUCAUCAACACGGCGAAGGCGCAGCUCGGCCACCAGCCCGACACGGUGGGUGACCGCUGCACCUUGUUCUUUGAGUGGCUGCUGCGGCUGACCACCACGCCAGGGGCGAUGAACUCGUUUCUGUGGGACAUCGUCACGGGGGCGCUGACCCACAUCGUGCACCUCGUCCAGCAGUACUACUGCCAGUCCGUUGUGAAGGCGUUCGUGAACGGCCUGUACCUGCCGCUGCAGAAGCGCUGCGCCCUCUCCUUUUUCGCGCAGGAGAAGACGGUGUCCUUCCAGAGCUCGAUCCACCUGUCGCGCCACUUAGUGCUGCGCAUUCUCCAGCUGCUGUGCCUCUGCGAGAACCCGGAGGUGAUGGACGAGGCCGAUGAGACGGCGCAGUGGGCGCUGGCCCGUGUCGUGCCGCUCGCUGACUCGCCCUACCACGCAGCCAUGGGCGGCAGCGGCAACGGCAGCGGCGGCCCCGGCAUCACGACGACGUCGGCAGCGGCGGCCGCACCGCUCUCGGCGGAUACUCUGUCGCCGCACUCCAUCGGCCUUCGCGCGAGUGCAGCGACGACUCAGCUCGCCACAGCACCGCUCGGCGUCCCCGCUCGCCGGUCCUCGCAGACAGACCUGGGCGGUGCUGGCGGUUCUUGCGGCACCCCAGCCAGCGCGGCAACCGCACCGAAGUCGUCACCGGUGAAGGCGACGCCGGCGCAGGGGCAUUUGCUGACGGGCAGCUUCACCGGGUCGGCCGCGCGCGCGUUGCCGCCACCGCAGCUUUCCUCCACGCCGCACGGCAACGCCGAUCACGGUCCGGGCAGUAACGUCACAAAUCUUUUCAACUCCUUUGGCGGGCCGCCGAGCACCACGGACUGGGCCGGCGUGAAGAACAGCAGCAUCGCCAGCUACCCCUACCAGCGUGCCGCGGAGCUCAACUUGACAGACGCGAGCCACGUGAAAGCCGGCGUGAUCGCCCUCGCUCAUCUAGCCUCCCAAGGCCGCACAGAGCACUGGGUGGCCGCGGCGGCGGUGGCGGCGGAGGUGCUGGAAAUUGACACGGACGCGUUGCAGCGUCUGAGCGGGAUAGCGGUUCCGUCAGUGCGCCUCAGCGGCCUCGACCGCAGCAGCCGCGCCGACUACUUGCGGCUGGUGCUGCCGGCUGUCUUCUCCUUCGAUCGUGAGCAGCUCUUUCCUUUUAUGGUGGAAAUCUUCCAGUCCGUGUCUUUCAUCACGGUCGAAUCUGUGGAGGCCCUCUACCGCAACUCGCGCUUCCUUCUGCACCUAAUCUCUCACGGGCUGCUGACGAACCGCAGCGUGUUGCACUUCAUCGUCACCACCGGGGCCGAAAUAUGCGGCAACGGCUUCGUGGUAGCGCAGCUGAAGGCGCUUGCGCAGGGCACGUCGAGCAACAACGACUCCGUCCAGAGCAGCGUGGAGAUGUUCAAGGAGGUCGAGUUCGCCGACUGCACGGUGCCGGCCCCCGGCAACGGCGACGGCAGCACCCCGCCGUCCACCGCCUCCUGCACCCUGCUGCCGACGUCGCAGUGCACGAGUUCGUCGGUGAGUGCGGCCCCCAGCAGCGCUACCGAGCGCAGCGCCUUGCGUCUGCAGUUCCCCGCCGUGGCGAGCGCGCUGGAUCUGAUGGAGUCGAACUGCGUGUGGAUGGAUUACUGCUGCUGGCACUACGACCACUUCUUGCGAGAGCAGCGGCAGGGCCAGGUGUGGCGGCCGACGCCCAGUGAGGCGAGCUGGUCGAUGCAGGUGUCGACGCUUGCCGGAGACGAGCUGGACGAUGGCCCGGAGAGCUUUGGUGGGGUGAGUAUUUGA